Onychostruthus taczanowskii (white-rumped snowfinch) is the source of this 1793-nucleotide messenger RNA. RefSeq names its product bone morphogenetic protein 7 (gene BMP7). Gene Ontology annotation, cellular component: extracellular region. Gene Ontology annotation, biological process: SMAD protein signal transduction. The coding region runs from base 1 to 1359 and encodes 452 amino acids. Gene Ontology annotation, molecular function: cytokine activity; growth factor activity. The transcript is spliced from 8 exons. The record is from RefSeq and is a predicted model, not a curated record. NCBI's taxonomy places the organism in Eukaryota, Metazoa, Chordata, Aves, Passeriformes, Passeridae.
AUGUACCAGGAGCAGAAGGAGAAGGGAAGCCGCCGCCGCCGCGCCGCGAUGCCGGUGGCGGGGCGCGGGCAGCCCGCCUCCUGGCUGCUGGUGCUGGGCGCCGCCGCGCCCGCCCUCUGGCUGCGCUGCGUGCUCGCCGACUUCACGGUGGACAACGAGGUGCACUCCAGCUUCAUCCACCGGCGGCUGCGCGGCCCCGAGCGCCGCGAGAUGCAGCGGGAGAUCCUCUCCAUCCUCGGCCUGCCGCACCGCCCGCGGCCGCACCUCCACGGCAAGCACAACUCGGCCCCCAUGUUCAUGCUGGACCUUUACAAUGCCAUGUCCGUGGAGGAGGGGGCGGCGGGGGCCGCCGCCGAGGACGGCGAGGGCUUCUCUUACCCCUACAAGCCCAUCUUCAGCACCCAGGGGCCGCCUCUGGCCAGCCUGCAGGACAGCAACUUCCUCACCGAAGCUGACAUGGUCAUGAGCUUCGUCAAUUUGGUGGAGCAUGACAGAGAGUUUCACCACCAGCGCUGCCACUACCGAGAGUUCAGGUUUGAUCUCUCGCGGAUCCCGGAGGGGGAGGCGGUGACGGCGGCUGAGUUCCGCAUUUACAAGGAUUACAUCCGCGAGCGCUUCGACAACGAAACCUUCCAGAUCAGCGUCUACCAGGUCCUGCAGGAGCACCCGGGAAGGGAUUCAGAUUUGUUCCUGCUGGACUCCAGGACGAUCUGGGCUGCAGAGGAAGGGUGGCUGGUGUUCGACAUAACCGCGACCAGUAACCACUGGGUGGUGAAUCCCCAGCACAACCUUGGCCUGCAGCUCUCCGUGGAAGGCAUUGAUGGACAAAGCAUCAACCCCAAGCUGGCGGGGCUGAUCGGGAGGCACGGCCCCCAGAACAAGCAGCCCUUCACCGUGGCCUUCUUCAAGGCCACCGAGGUGCACCUGCGCAGCAUCCGCUCCACGGGGGGCAAGCAGAGGAGCCAGAACCGAUCCAAAACACCAAAGAACCAGGAGGCAUUCCGGGUCUCCAACAUUGCAGAGAACAGCAGCAGUGACCAGCGACAGGCCUGCAAGAAACACGAGCUCUACGUCAGCUUCAGGGACCUGGGGUGGCAGGACUGGAUCAUCGCUCCGGAGGGCUACGCUGCCUAUUACUGUGAAGGAGAAUGUGCUUUCCCCCUGAAUUCCUACAUGAAUGCUACCAACCAUGCCAUUGUACAGACACUGGUUCACUUUAUAAACCCAGAGACUGUGCCGAAACCCUGCUGUGCUCCUACACAACUCAACGCCAUCUCAGUGCUCUAUUUUGAUGACAGCUCCAAUGUUAUCUUAAAAAAAUACAGGAACAUGGUGGUACGAGCAUGUGGCUGCCACUAGAUCUGUAGGACAGAGAAAGAGAGAGGAGUUAUUUGUAAAGAGUGGGUUUGUGUGGCUGUGUGGGGUUGGGGGAAAAGUUGAUGCUCCAGCCAUGGGUUUAAAAAAGUCCCAAACCAUUUUAGGACCAGGCCUCUGAAAGUUCAGACAAUGGAACAGUUUCUGGAUCUAAAGAGGCAUUUGAACACAUUUUGUUUUAGUUUAUUACAGACAAUGAGCUUGUAAACUGAAACAAGCCAGAGAAACCAUUUAAAACCAAAUCUGCUUUCAAAAUUGGCUCCUACAGUACAUACUUUUGCAAAUGAGUCUUUCUGGAGAUUGCAAACUCACCAGUGUUGAUUGUGAGUAAAACAGUAAUAAUCUAUCCAAGGUGAGACUGUGCUGUGACUAAUAAGUGUGUGUAGUUCCUGUAACACGGUUUGCAAUAAAAUAAGUGA